AUGCAAUUUGAAGAAGUAAGCCAGAAACAAUCGAAUAAUAAAAUCAAAAGAUCUCAUUUGAUUGCCGGGAUUAUCCUAAUCAUCGUAGCCUUUGCAAUUGGUCUUCUGAUUGGUAUAUUUACGCAAAAAGCAGCCAAUGGUCAUUUAGGCGAACAGGAUUCUACUAUAACUCGCCCAACUAUGACGGCAACAAGAGCUACCAAUAGGAUACCCCCAACUACUGAACGGCCAGCUAGCCCACCACCAGCUACUAAUUCUCGACCAACAGCUUCAAAACCGACUAAACCGACUAUUCCGGACAUCUGCAAAGCAAAAGUAAAACCGUUAUUGUUAGUUGGCGUUGAUGGAUUUCGCUGGGAUUUCUUUAAUCGUGGAUUUUCUCCUAAUAUAUCCAAAUUUGCUGCGAAGGGUGUUCGAGCCGAAUAUAUGGAAUCUGUUUUUCCUACCAAGACAUUUCCCAACCUUUAUACCAUAGUAACGGGAUUGUAUCCUGCCUACCACGGCAUCGUAGCAAACAGCUUUUAUGAUCCUGUUUACAACCAACGAUUUUUUAUGGGAUCGAGGAAUGCUACUCAAUCGAGAUGGUGGGGAGGUGAACCGAUUUGGGUAACGGCAAGAAAACACAAUUUGAAAUCAGCUACCUACUUUUGGGUCGGAUCUGCUUCCGAGAUUGCAGGCUAUCGACCGAAUUAUUGGUACCUUUAUGAUGGAGCAGUGUCCUUCAUGGAUCGUGUAGAUCAAUUUUUUAAAUGGAUUGAAAUGCCUGAAGAUGAACGCCCUACGAUGAUGAUCUUAUAUUUUGAUGAACCGGAUGUUGCAGCACGUGGACAUGGCCCAGAUUCACCAGAAGUCAAUGAGCAAAUUAAAGUCAUUGAUGAUUUAAUGGGAGCUAUUUUACACGGUUUGAAGGAGCGAGGAAUGCAAGAUUGCGUUAAUAUUAUCCUAACUGCAAAUCAUGGUAUAAGGAAGACAUGCUGCAACCGAAUCAUUUACUUCGACAAGUAUGUCAAUACAACCAAUGUCUCUGUGCGCAAUUCUGGAGGCUUUGGCGAUAUUCAAACCAAAUCAGGUCAGGUAUCAGAUAGAAGAUGA
Messenger RNA from Trichoplax adhaerens, 1092 nucleotides. RefSeq lists its product as uncharacterized. The record is from RefSeq and is a predicted model, not a curated record. The transcript has 14 exons. Lineage: Eukaryota; Metazoa; Placozoa; Uniplacotomia; Trichoplacea; Trichoplacidae. The coding region runs from base 1 to 1092 and encodes 363 amino acids.